Messenger RNA from Acomys russatus (golden spiny mouse), 1157 nucleotides. RefSeq names its product EEF1A lysine methyltransferase 2 (gene Eef1akmt2). Lineage: Eukaryota; Metazoa; Chordata; Mammalia; Rodentia; Muridae. The record is from RefSeq and is a predicted model, not a curated record. Gene Ontology annotation, biological process: peptidyl-lysine dimethylation; peptidyl-lysine monomethylation. The coding region runs from base 66 to 800 and encodes 244 amino acids. Gene Ontology annotation, molecular function: protein-lysine N-methyltransferase activity. The transcript has 6 exons. Gene Ontology annotation, cellular component: cytoplasm.
CGCAUCCACUCUGCUCGAGCUGCGUCUCUAUGGCGGCCGCGACAGCUCACUAGGCUCAAAGCGACAUGAACGCGGAUUCCGACGGUCAGAUCGGUGCUGUGGUCCCUGUGCGGUCUCGAGAGGGCAGUCCAGCGGCGGAUGACUUCGUCCCGUCGGCGCUGGGGACCCGAGAGCACUGGGAUGCUGUUUAUGAGAGAGAACUGCGAGCAUUCCAAGAAUAUGGUGAUACAGGAGAAGUCUGGUUUGGGGAAGAGAGUAUGAACCGACUGAUAAGGUGGCUGCAGAAGCACAAGAUCCCGUUAGAUGCCUCCGUGCUUGAUAUUGGAACCGGAAAUGGUGUUUUCCUGGUUGAACUUGUGAAACAUGGUUUCUUCAAUAUAACUGGCAUUGAUUACUCUCCUUCUGCAAUUAAGCUUUCUGCAAGUAUCUUAGAGAAAGAAGGGCUAGCUAACAUUAACUUGAAGGUAGAAGACUUUUUGAAUCUUUCCACAAAGCUGUCUGGAUUUCAUGUUUGCAUUGACAAAGGGACUUUCGAUGCCAUAAGUCUUAAUCCUGACAAUGCAGUUGAGAAGAGGAAGCAAUAUGUGAUGUCUCUCUCCAGGGUGUUGGAAGUAAAAGGCUUUUUUCUAAUAACCUCAUGUAAUUGGACCAAGUCAGAGUUGCUCGAUGUGUUCCGAGAAGGAUUUGAACUUUUGGAAGAGUUGCCAACUCCCAAGUUCAGCUUUGGAGGUAGAUCUGGAAACACUGUAGCAGCUUUGGUUUUUCAAAAAAGGGAGGUUUCCUUGGACAAAGUCAGUUAGCUUUCUAGAAGAAACUGCACAGCAAAGUAACCCUGAUACAGAAGAAGCAAGUGCAAGUAAUGUUUAGUAAGUACCCAGGCUUAGCAAGCACCCUGGCAGUGCAGACUAAGUACAGAUAGUGGGUUGUGGGAAAUCACACACGUCAGAAUCAGCAUUUAAUAUUAACUGAGAGUAAUUUAAGAUUUUCUUUUGUAUUUGAAAUAUAAAUAUUUUCUUGUGAUUUAUGACAGUUUUCUGUAACUGUUAAUCAGUUGAAAGUUCCAAUGCAGUAAAUGAAUUCACAGAAAGCAUCUAUUCUUGGUUUUUGUGCCUAGGUAAAGUUUUAUUAAGUAUGGCUACUUAUGAAGACUUAACCAA